AUGAGCUAUAGAACCAACUGCACCUCCCAGAACGUAAACGUUAAUACUUUGAAUAAUUCAAAUGAUAACAACUUAAGCAAAAUAGACGACAAGAGUAAUGUACCUUUUGAUGAAAACUGGAAAAAAAGGAUUUUAGAACCAUUGAAAGAUCGUCGAUAUAAAACUGAAGAUGUAACAAAAACAAAGGGAAACGAAUUUGAAGAUUAUUUUCUAAAAAGGGAAUUAUUGAUGGGCAUAUUUGAAAAAGGAUAUGAAAAACCAUCACCCAUACAAGAAGAAAGUAUACCUGUUGCAUUGGCAGGAAAAAAUAUAUUGGCCAGGGCGAAGAAUGGAACAGGAAAAACUGCUGCCUUUGCAAUUCCCCUUCUGGAGAAAUGCAAUACCCACAAAAAUUUUAUUCAAGGACUCAUCCUAGUGCCAACACGAGAACUAGCCCUGCAAACCUCAGCCAUGAUCAAAGAGCUAGGGAAACAUAUGAAAAUUCAGUGUAUGGUUACCACAGGUGGAACAUCACUUAGAGAAGAUAUAAUGAGAUUGUACAACGUUGUGCAUAUAUUGUGUGGGACUCCUGGUAGAAUUCUUGAUUUAGCAAAUAAAGAUGUGGCAAAUUUAUCGGGUUGUCACAUAAUGGUAAUGGACGAAGCGGAUAAAUUAUUAUCACCAGAAUUUCAACCAAUUGUUGAAGAAUUAAUGAAAUUUUUGCCAAAAGAAAAACAAAUAUUAAUGUAUUCAGCUACUUUUCCAGUUACUGUAAAAGAAUUUAGACAGAUAUAUCUCUCAGAUGCACAUGAAAUAAAUCUUAUGGAUGAACUAACCUUGAAAGGAAUCACACAGUAUUAUGCAUUUGUUAAGGAAAGACAAAAGGUACAUUGUCUCAAUACCCUCUUUGCAAAAUUACAAAUAAAUCAAGCCAUUAUUUUUUGUAAUAGUAUAACUAGAGUAGAAUUAUUAGCCAAAAAAAUUACAGAAUUAGGCUAUAGCUCUUUUUAUAUACAUGCAAGAAUGUCUCAAACACAUAGAAAUAGAGUUUUUCAUGAUUUUAGAAAUGGAGCAUGUAGAUGUUUAGUUUCUUCAGACUUGUUCACAAGAGGUAUAGAUAUACAAUCUGUUAAUGUUGUUAUAAAUUUUGAUUUUCCAAAGAAUUCGGAAACGUACCUUCAUAGAAUUGGUAGAUCUGGUAGGUAUGGUCACCUAGGCUUAGCUAUCAACUUGAUUACCUAUGAGGACCGUUUUAAUUUAUACAAAAUUGAAUUGGAACUUGGCACAGAGAUUCAGCCGAUUCCGAACGAAAUAGACCCGUCACUUUACACCUAA
Plasmodium gonderi is the source of this 1314-nucleotide messenger RNA. Its product is annotated as ATP-dependent RNA helicase DDX6. Gene Ontology annotation, biological process: cytoplasmic stress granule assembly; P-body assembly. Gene Ontology annotation, cellular component: P-body; cytoplasmic stress granule. The transcript has 2 exons. The record is from RefSeq and is a predicted model, not a curated record. Gene Ontology annotation, molecular function: mRNA binding; RNA helicase activity; ATP binding. The coding region runs from base 1 to 1314 and encodes 437 amino acids. Lineage: Eukaryota; Apicomplexa; Aconoidasida; Haemosporida; Plasmodiidae.